UUGCAACUCACCUGCGCAAUUCUUUCUCGUGCCGUAUACUCGACUGCUGUUACUACACAUACUAGACUAUACUAGACUAUACUACUACUGCUGCUACUGCUACUAAAUUAUACUCUGACUGCUGCUACUACUGCUGCUGCUGCUCAAAAUUGGCUACUACUACCACUGCUCUACUCUAAAUCAGCUCCCUACCAUGUACUAGCAUGGUCUUUGUCCUCUCCAAAGUAGAAGAUGUCAUUGAACUCGCUCCAGACACAUCCAACACAGACACAGCCAUCGCCCUCACCUCCGCCAUCAAUGCCAAAUAUGCAAACAGAGUCAUCAUGGACGUAGGACUCGCAAUCUGCCUCUUCGACCUCCUCUCCCAAUCAGACGGCAUCGUCAAACCGGGUAAUGGCAGUGCCUAUAUGACGGUUGUCUUUCGAGUCAUUGUCUUUAGACCCUUUCUAGGGGAAGUCCUGACUGGCAAGAUUGCCUCACAGGAUGCAUCAGGCUUGAAGAUCACACUGGGCUUCUUUGAUGAUAUCCAAAUCAGCAGUCAUCACCUGCCAGAAGGCUCAACCUUUGACCUCUCUGAAAACAUCUGGAUCUGGGAAACAGACGGCAACAAGCUCUACCUAGACAACGACGAACAGAUUCGCUUCAAGGUCGAGCAUGAACAAUUCAUUGAUUGUACACCCACACAGCGAAAUCCACUCCAGGCAAGUAAUGUCCCCUAUGCCUUGCAAGCCAGUGCUGCAACGCCCGGUCUUGGUCUGAUGAGCUGGUGGGAGGACUGAUCAUAAUACCUAUGGUAUCUACUGUAUUAUACACUCACCCGCUUGCUCCUCGACAGCCUGUACAUGCAACUGCAUCUCCAACAUCCCAGCAACACCAAAAAACGGACUCUCA
Messenger RNA from Protomyces lactucae-debilis, 891 nucleotides. Its product is annotated as RNA polymerase III subunit Rpc25. Lineage: Eukaryota; Fungi; Ascomycota; Taphrinomycetes; Taphrinales; Protomycetaceae. The record is from RefSeq and is a predicted model, not a curated record. The transcript has 2 exons. The coding region runs from base 204 to 779 and encodes 191 amino acids. Gene Ontology annotation, cellular component: RNA polymerase III complex. Gene Ontology annotation, biological process: transcription initiation at RNA polymerase III promoter; DNA-templated transcription.